Molecule: messenger RNA, 1185 nt
Organism: Verticillium nonalfalfae
Lineage: Eukaryota; Fungi; Ascomycota; Sordariomycetes; Glomerellales; Plectosphaerellaceae
Exons: 1
Coding region: 1-1185 (394 amino acids)
Biological process (GO): chromate transport
Molecular function (GO): chromate transmembrane transporter activity
Source: RefSeq, a predicted model, not a curated record
AUGUACGGCCUUUCCGUCGGGAUUUCCAACGUUGGCGACUCCCUGCCUGGCCCAGUCUACGCCCUGCUCUCCGGUCUCAACGCUUCGACCGUGGGCAUUAUUGCUGUUGCGGCUGUUCAGCUAUCAGAAAAGGCCAUCACUGAUCCCUUGACCCGCAUGAUUGUCCUCGUCGCAGGCGCAGCUGGGAUUCUCUACAACGCGUUGUGGUAUUUUCCCCUCCUGAUGCUUGUGGCAGGUGUCGUCACGGUUGUGUAUGACUUUCGCUGGCUUCAUCCCCUCGCCAAAGGUGUGCUGGAACUGGUCAAGAAUCCACGACAAAAGAGCCGUGCCCCAGAGAAUGAGUCUAUAGAAUUACCGGAAACGCAACGGGACGAUAGAAGUAGCGCUGUCUCGCGAGAGCACGAGGCGCCACCGAACCGCAACGACGCGGUCGAUACCCUCCCCAUUACUGAGAACCAACGCUCCGAAGCCGAGACAGAGCCUCGGGUGGUCCCGACAGAGCGUGUUCUGGACUUCUCCUGGGCCAUUGGUCUUGCCAUCAUUGUCUUCUUCCUCAUCACGUUCACGGUGGUCAUGGUCCUCCGCGGCGUGCUGCCCACGAAACCGCUUCUCUACAGCUUCUUCGCCAACAUGUACCUCGCCGGAACGAUCAUCUUUGGCGGAGGUCCCGUGGUCAUUCCCCUUUUGCGAGAGUACGUUGUCGCCGAAGGCUGGGUCAGCCCCCGCGAUUUCCUCAUCGGCCUCGCCAUCCAGCAGAGCUUUCCGGGCCCCAACUUCAACUUCGCCGUCUACCUCGGCGCACUGACAGCAAUCAACGGAGGCUACAGCUCGGCCGCCGGCGCGGUGCUUGGUUACAUCGGCAUAUUCGCUCCCGGCCUUAUCACCGUGCACGGAACGAUGGGCAUCUGGAGCGCCAUCCGUGGUCUGCGAUGGGUCAAGUCGCUGCUGAGAGGUGUCAAUGCCGGUGCUGUUGGGCUCAUAUACACAGCCGUCUACAGAUUGUGGCAGAUUGGCUACAUCGACCAAGACUUCCAGCAGGGAACAAGCUUGGCGCAGGAACCGUGGUGGGUGGUUGUCACGGCGUCGAGUUUUGUCUUUGGGUAUUCAUUCGGCGUAAACCCGCCCGUCGUCAUCGUCAUGGGUGCCGUGCUCGGGCUUACCUGGUACGGCGUCGUCACGGCGUAG